AUGCAGCUCCGCAAAAUCCCCUACUCGCUCGUCACAGCCGACUCCGCCGCCAUAGCUGCCAUCCAAGAUUCCUCCAACCCAUCUUCCCGCUCCCAACGCUUCAGUACCGCGCACCACCACCUCGAAGAGAUCACGCCUGUUGUCCCCUCAAAUGCACACUUCACUCACUCAACACCACCCUGGACACCAUACGGCUACACACUCUGGCAUCCGCUCAUCGCCGCAUCCCAGAAUCUAACCGAGUACCAUGAAAUCCUCCUCCCCAGUUUUCUCUACGAAGACCUACUGCGCUGUCACAGCGCAUGGGUAGCAACAAACCGCAUCCACACAUCCCUUCUCAGCGAAGUCGUCGAAACACUGCAGUGUACGAAGUCUGGGAAGAAACUAGCAUCCCUACUUGAUGGUAAGAGGAAAUGGUUUAUCCGCCUUGAUCAAAUGUCUCCAAAAGAUUCCCCCAUGGGUGGCAAAUUACCUAGCUCAACGGUCGAAGAGGUCAUCACAAGGAUUUGUAGCAGUAUGCGCGCAUAUGGAUGUCUGACGCGGGAGUUUGAGGAUGCGAAGAAAGACGAUAGGGAGAUGCAGAUUAAGCUUGUACUGAAUCCUUGGGAUGAAGCUAUGGAUCCUGGCAAGGAGUUUCGCGUCUUUGUGCCGCCACCUGCUGCUAAGACUGGGCGGGAAGCAAAUGCGACGGAAUUUGCGAUCAGCGCCAUUAGUCAGUAUAGGUGGCCGAUGGUAUUCGAAGCGCCAUGGGGAUUUAACUUGCAACAGACUGUGGACCUGGUUGACGCGGGUGCGAAGACGGUGUUGACGGAUAUUGUGGCCUAUACGAGGAGAGAGCUUAGCAAGGAUAUGACGGGGUUGCUGCUAGAAUAUGGUUUCAGCUUCGAUGUUGCAUUACAGCAGGGUGGGAGCGUACAACUAGUGGAGAUCAACCCUUUUGGUGCGCUAUCAGGAUGUGGAGCUUGUCUCUUCAACUGGGUGUUGGAUGGAAAGGUGAUGUAUGGACUGGAACAGCCACAGUUCACUGUAACAGUAUAG
Messenger RNA from Alternaria atra, 1038 nucleotides. RefSeq lists its product as uncharacterized. The transcript has a single exon. Lineage: Eukaryota; Fungi; Ascomycota; Dothideomycetes; Pleosporales; Pleosporaceae. The record is from RefSeq and is a predicted model, not a curated record. The coding region runs from base 1 to 1038 and encodes 345 amino acids.